This is a messenger RNA of Leptinotarsa decemlineata (Colorado potato beetle), 473 nucleotides long. RefSeq names its product ejaculatory bulb-specific protein 3-like. Lineage: Eukaryota; Metazoa; Arthropoda; Insecta; Coleoptera; Chrysomelidae. The record is from RefSeq and is a predicted model, not a curated record.
AAGAGUAGAAUCAUCAUGAAUUGGUUGUUGCUUUCUUUUCUCACGUUUGUAGUCUUGGCAAUUGUUUUCGCAGAAAAAGACAUGUAUACUACAAAAUACGACAAUAUUGACAUUGACAAAAUUUUGGAUAAUGAUAGAAUAUUUAGAAGUUAUAUCGACUGUUGUUUGGACAGGGGAAAGUGCACCUCUGACGGAUUGGAACUGAAAAAAAACAUCAAAGCUGCAAUUGAAAACGAAUGUGAAAAAUGCAGUGAGGCACAGAAGAAAGCAAUCAAGAAAGUCGGAAAAAAGCUAUAUGAAGAAAAGCCCAAUUGGUGGCAGGAGCUUUGUGACCAUUUUGACCCAGACAAAAAAUACAGAACAAAAUAUCAGAAGUACAUUGACGAUGCCCUAGCUGAAGAAGACGAUUGAAUGAGGAAUUCAUACUGUUUGGAAUUGAGGUCGAGUGCUGGAAGUUAUAGUUUCAUAUAUUU